Molecule: messenger RNA, 478 nt
Organism: Psylliodes chrysocephalus
Lineage: Eukaryota; Metazoa; Arthropoda; Insecta; Coleoptera; Chrysomelidae
Source: the annotation of a GenBank genome assembly
AUGAAAUGGAUGGAAAAGCAACUUGUUUGUUAUUAAAACUGUGAGGCUCAACCAUAUAUACAAGAAAAUUUAAUGAUAAAUGUUCAGUGAAAAAUAAACUGUGGGAGGAGAUUGCAAAAAAAUGGGAGAAGAAGGCUUUUGUGUAAGUGGUGUACAGUGCCAACAAAAGUUCAUGAAUUUAUCAAAAAAAUACAUAAACUUUCAACGCCAUGUACACCAGACAGGGGUUGAACGAAAAGAACCUCCCCAGUUUUACGAUGACUUAGAUAAGAUAUUGGGCAAUAAGGAUAAAGUUACCCUGGACAAUAUCAUGGAUUCCAUGGAAUUUUCGAAGGAACCUCCGAAAUUUGAUGAAAGUCAAUCUGAGAUAUGUGAAGAAAAACCACCAGUUUUAAAGGUUAAAAGUGUAAAAAAAAACGACAUUGAAACCAUCUACGGUAACAAAAGCUACAAUUUUGGAGACAAUCCAAGACUGUAG